CCCUGGGGCCGCGUACUGCCAUCUUUGUUAGGGGCAGCGGGCUCAUCUCCGAGAUGCCGAAGUCGUGCGCGGCCCGGCAAUGCUGCAACCGCUACAGCAGCCGCAGGAAGCAGCUCACCUUCCACCGUACACUGUUUCAGUGCUUCUACCACGGAGAAAUAUACACAUCAGUUGGCAGCCCACAGACGACUCUCCACUGGCACCCACUUCCAGUCUCUUCUCACCUGCCCACAGGGAGAGCCAGGUUCCCGUUCAGCCGCCCGGAGCUCCUGAAGGAGUGGGUGCUCAACAUUGGCCGGGUCAACUUCAAGCCCAAGCAACACACAGUCAUCUGUUCUGAGCACUUCAGACCCGAGUGCUUCAGCGCCUUUGGGAACCGCAAGAACCUCAAACACAAUGCCGUGCCCACCGUGUUUGCUUUUCAGAACCCCACACAGGUCUGUCCUGAGGUGGGGGCUGGUGGGGACUGCACCCUGGAAGAGUUUCAGCCUCCAGACACUGAAGGCCCUGUGAAACAGGUAAGACCCUGGGUACAAGCUGGUCUCAGAAAUGCCCCAGAGGACCCGACAGAUGACAGGACCAAAGCCUCUCCUAAGACCACCAUCGGGAUUUCACAAAGGGAAGUAGGGGAAAUGGGGCUGGAGCUAGACCAGAAGGGUAGGGGGCAUUGUGACCCCAGCUCAGAAGCCUUCCUGCUGGGGACACAGGGCCACACCUGGACAGCUCUUACUAUUGACCUCUGUCCUCAGGUCUUACCAGAGAGAACAGAAGCAAUGGAGGUUUCUGGCCCGCCAGCCGGCCCCAUGGGGUUAGAACGGCCCUUCCCGGGACAGCCGUCGGAUCACAGCUAUGCCCUUCUGGACUUGGAUACCCUGAAAAAAAAACUCUUCCUCACGCUGAAGGAAAACAAGAGGCUCCGGAAACGACUGAGGGCCCAGAGGCUGCUGCUUCGGAGAACAUGUAGCCGCCUGCGAGCCUACAGAGAGGGACAGCGGGGACCACGGGCCAGACGGCCAGCACAGCAGAACUGAGCCCGAGGAGGCUCUGGGAUGUGGGGAAGUGAUUUUCGUCUUUGCUGUGCACAUUCCUACUACUGGUGCUGCAAGGCACCUUGAGACUGGCUGGACAGGAUGCCCUCGUCGGGAGGGCCCAAGUGCUGGGGAACCAGAGGUACAAUCUCGGGUCUCCUGGGCUGAGGAUGGCAGCUGUGGGCCUGUCUUGUAACAGUGACCAAAUGUUAGGAGUUGUCACGGCCCUGCCAGAGAUAGCUCCCCGAGGGAGAGGUGGCCAUUCCUGCAGUCCACCUCCAGGAACACGGCUAGUCUGUGGGGUCCUUCUCACCUUCCCAGAGGAGCAGUUCUGAGGGCAGGGCAAGGGUCUCCCACACCAGCCUGUAUUUUUGACGACUCUGGCCUGGUUUGUGUAAAUGUGGAAUAAAUUCUUUGAACUCUA
This is a messenger RNA of Alexandromys fortis (reed vole), 1452 nucleotides long. RefSeq names its product THAP domain containing 3 (gene Thap3). The transcript has 4 exons. The record is from RefSeq and is a predicted model, not a curated record. NCBI's taxonomy places the organism in Eukaryota, Metazoa, Chordata, Mammalia, Rodentia, Cricetidae. Bases 54 to 1031 code for a protein of 325 amino acids.